CACAAGAGAGAAAAAUAUAGACUAAAGUAGGUUUUUUUUUUUGUGUUAACAAAAUAUAAAUAGGAAUAAAUAUUAUUAAUUAAUUAAAACAAUGGCUGAUGAAGAUAAUAAUGGUGAUUCAGAUGAAUUGCAACAAGAAAUAAUUCAAAAAAGAAUUGCAAAAUAUGACAGUGGAGCUGCUGAUUUAGAAAGAGUGACAGAUUAUGCUGAGGAAAAAGAAAUAACCUCGUCUGAUGGAUUUUCUUGUGCAUUGAGCUUGAUUGGCGACAGAAGAAACAAAGAAGCUGCUGAAAAAAUUGCAAGGGAAAAAGAAUUACAAAAAAUAUCAAUUAAAAAAGAAGAUGUUGAUCUUAUUAUGAAAGAAAUGGAAAUCAAUAGAAAUAAAGCUGAAAGAACUCUCAGGGAACACAAUGGAAAUGUUGUCGAGGCACUUGUUACAUUAACAAAUUAAAAUUAAAUCCAAUAAAUGAAUAAUUAAAAUUUAUCAAAAUUCAUAAAUCAAUUUUUAGAUACAGUUUAUUUAUUAUUAUUAUUAUCAUUUUUUGCCAGCAAUAUUUAUUAAUAAACGUAACACUGAAUUUAAAAAAAUAAAGCACCAAUGAACAUUUGUUAAUAUUUUAAGUUUAGCCUCAAUUCAAUUAAUAAACAAACUGUUUUAAUUA
Molecule: messenger RNA, 662 nt
Organism: Aphidius gifuensis
Lineage: Eukaryota; Metazoa; Arthropoda; Insecta; Hymenoptera; Braconidae
Product: huntingtin-interacting protein K
Exons: 3
Coding region: 92-451 (119 amino acids)
Biological process (GO): protein stabilization; negative regulation of apoptotic process
Source: RefSeq, a predicted model, not a curated record